GGCAUCUCCACUCCAAUGGUGCAGGUAUCAACCAGGAACAUCCAGGCCCUCAACAUGCUCUUCUCCUCCUGGGCCUUAGUCUUCUUAUCAUUCGGAAUUAUGGUCGAUGAAUGGGUUACACUGAAUUUUGAAACAAAAACAAAUAUGCAAAGCCACAGUCCAUGGAUACACACCACUAUUUGGCCAAAAGAUGACCUGAAAGUGGUCAGGAUCAUGAUGAUUUUGGUGAUCAGCUUUUCCUUCUUCCAUAACUUAUUCCUGGGAUUGGAAUUCACCUUUAUGAUUCCUCAAACUAAAUGUAUCUUCCUCAUCACUGUAUUCCUCAGUUUCUUCACAGGCAUCCUUCUGUUCUGUGCACUCCUGCUGUAUCACCUGAAGCUGAGGCGAGGGCAAUCCGUGUACUAUUCCGGGUACAAAAUCACCUGGAUCAUUUCCACUGCCUACUUAAGUGUUUUCUUCCUUUUUGCCUCUGGAAUCCUGUGUCUUCUACAGUACAAGCAAUACAUGAAUUCUGCCAAAGAAAGUCAUAAUACACAGCAAUCUGGGAACUCUAUUGAAGUGAUUUCAUUGCAAAAACUCGCUGUAAUGCCUCGUAGUAUUGUCCGCGUACACCCCAAAAACUUAGACCAAGAUUCUCUAAGGAAACCACAAAGCCAAAAACGUCGUGUAACCUGGGCUCUGUGAUUUGAUACGAUAUAGCUUGAAUACGCUCAUGUGAAUGAAAACAGUUUCAUGUGCAUCUCCAGUGGUGU
Messenger RNA from Phyllostomus discolor (pale spear-nosed bat), 752 nucleotides. RefSeq names its product transmembrane protein 225 (gene TMEM225). The record is from RefSeq and is a predicted model, not a curated record. Bases 16 to 684 code for a protein of 222 amino acids. Gene Ontology annotation, biological process: negative regulation of phosphatase activity. The transcript is spliced from 4 exons. NCBI's taxonomy places the organism in Eukaryota, Metazoa, Chordata, Mammalia, Chiroptera, Phyllostomidae.